Salvia hispanica is the source of this 1459-nucleotide messenger RNA. RefSeq names its product short-chain dehydrogenase TIC 32 B, chloroplastic-like. The record is from RefSeq and is a predicted model, not a curated record. Lineage: Eukaryota; Viridiplantae; Streptophyta; Magnoliopsida; Lamiales; Lamiaceae.
CACCACCACCACUACCACCACCCCCACAUAUACAUACAUACAUACAACUUUUGAAUCUAUUCGCAUCGCCUCUGCAAAACCUGCAGAAAAAGAAGCCUAGGCCACUGUUUCUCUCUCCUACUCUGCGAUUAUUGACUCUGUUCAUCUGCAAAUUUCAUAUUUCUACGUACUUUACUUUUCCAUCUCACACACUACACACACCACUUUUUUUUUUCCUUCGACAAAAUCAUGCUCGAGACGAUUGGCUACCUAAUCGGCACCGCCGGCGCCAGCGGAUUCAGCAGCAAGUCCACUGCCGAGCAAGUCACCGAUCUCUGCCCCGAUCUCCGCCCUAUCACCGCCAUAAUCACUGGAGCGACGUCGGGGAUAGGAGCGGAGACGGCUCGGGUGCUGGCGAAGCGCGGCGCGCGGCUUGUGCUGCCGGCUCGGAGCUUCAAAGCCGCCGAGGAGACGAAGGGGCGCAUUUUAGCCGAGUUCCCCGGCUCCGAAAUCAUAGUCAUGGGGCUCGAUCUCAGCAAACUCGACUCGGUGCGCCGAUUCGUCGCCGAGUUUGAGUCGCUCAAUUUGCCUCUUAAUCUUCUCAUAAAUAAUGCGGGGAAGUUUUCGUACGAUCACGGUGUUACCGAGGAUGGGAUUGAGAUGACUUUUGCCACAAAUUAUUUAGGGCACUUCUUGUUAACGAAGCUACUGCUGAAGAAAAUGAUUGAGACGGCGAAGAGUAGCGGCGUGCAAGGAAGAAUUGUGAACGUGUCUUCGAGUAUUCAUACCUGGUUUUCGGGUGAUAUGAUCCAUUAUCUCGCCUUAAUUACCAAGAAUAAGAGUGAAUACGAUGGGACACGUGCAUAUGCACUCUCGAAGCUGGCUAACGUUUUGCAUACCAAGGAACUUGCCCUCAGGCUCAGGGAAAUGGAAGCCAACGUGACAGCGAAUUGUGUUCACCCUGGCAUCGUCAGGACCAGGCUCACCAGAGACCGUGAAGGCCUAAUUACAGAUUUGGUUUUCUUUUUGGCUUCCAAGCUUUUGAAGACUAUACCUCAGGCAGCUGCGACAUCUUGCUAUGUAGCGACGGAUCCAAGGUUGGAGAAUGUGAAUGGAAAGUAUUUCUCGGAUUGCAAUGAGGCUUCAGCGUCUAAAUUAGGAUCGAGCUCUGCAGAAGCUGCGCGGUUAUGGGCAGCCUCGGAAGCUAUGGUCUCCACGCCGCGGUAGCUUACAAAUUAAUGUAGGAAAUUAAAUGAGAAUGUGAAAAUUAUGAAGGUUAUAUAAUAGGAGGGAUAUGUAUAAGUAGCAUGUGUGUAUAAAUAGUUUUGUUUAUAUAUUUAUUUACCCACCAAAAAGAAGAAAGUUAUACGUAUUGAUUUGAGUAGGUCGGUCAUGUUCGCAGCGUGUAAGCUUAUUUUUGUAAAAUAACGUUACUAUUAGCCAAAUUCAAUGUCAUGAGUGAUGUAAGUGGUUAAAUUCA